AUGGAGACCUCAAUGAUUUCUAUCGGCACACACCGGCUCUUCUACACAACCAGUGGUACCCCGCGAGGCCCCGAUGAUCCUCUAGUGGUAAUCAUCCCAGGAUCAGGCGAUGUCGCCUCCAGCUACGCAGCUCUAGAACCCCUAGUAUCCCAAUUCGCCCAAAUACUCCUAUACGACCGCUCAGGUCUAGGAAAAAGCGAAAGCGGACCGAAUCGCAUCUCGGCAGUUGCAUCCGCAAUAGAAUUACACAGCCUUCUCCAAGCAACUCAACAGCAAGGUCCAAUAAUCUUAGCCGCCCAUUCCUACGGUGGUCUUGUCGCAAGAGAAUAUCUACAUCUCCACCCAGAAAGGGUCUGUGGAAUGGUUCUCUUCGAAACCGCAACCGAGAACAACCUCGAUUUCUUCCAAGUCCCGGAUCCGAAUAUUGCUGCCGUAGUAGGUGACCUCAAGGUAUCCCAGAUUACAGGCUUGCGAGCAGACUCAGUUCUAACCCGAGAUCAAUGGCGGCAAAGGGCUAUGGAAAUGGCUCGUGGUGCUGUUGCCGGAGAGGCAGAAGCAAAUUCUGCUGUUGAAGUUUGCCAGACUCUUGGCGAGAAGAAGCAGUUUGAACGACAGGCUUUGGGCGAUAAGCCUUUGAGCGUGAUACUUUGCAAAAGUGUGACGGAGUAUGAGCGGAUCUUUGAGAAGGGCGUCGAAGCGGGUAAUGGGACGACAGCGCAGCAGAGGACGUUUCGGAAAUUGUUGGAUGGGUGGGAGGUAGCUGCGAGGACGCUAAGUGAGGAACAGUUGCGGCUUUCUUCGAGAACUCAUUUUGUUUAUUUGCCAGACUGUGGGCAUAACGUUCAUCUUAUCAGACCUGAUGUUGUGGCUGAGGAGAUUCAGUGGGUGCUUGAUAUGGUACGGGGCAGAGAUGUUCAGAAGCUUUAA
This is a messenger RNA of Penicillium canescens, 927 nucleotides long. Its product is annotated as alpha/beta fold hydrolase. The record is from RefSeq and is a predicted model, not a curated record. The transcript has a single exon. NCBI's taxonomy places the organism in Eukaryota, Fungi, Ascomycota, Eurotiomycetes, Eurotiales, Aspergillaceae. The coding region runs from base 1 to 927 and encodes 308 amino acids.